Nymphaea colorata (pocket water lily) is the source of this 972-nucleotide messenger RNA. RefSeq lists its product as uncharacterized. The transcript has 6 exons. The record is from RefSeq and is a predicted model, not a curated record. Gene Ontology annotation, biological process: cilium assembly; intraciliary retrograde transport. Lineage: Eukaryota; Viridiplantae; Streptophyta; Magnoliopsida; Nymphaeales; Nymphaeaceae. Gene Ontology annotation, cellular component: intraciliary transport particle A; cilium. Bases 1 to 972 code for a protein of 323 amino acids.
AUGGCCAACCGCAAGGAGGAGGCAUUCGUGAUGGCGCAGGCGCAUGGCGAAAUGGACACCUACGCGGACGAGCUCAAGGAGUGCAGCGUUGAGGAGCGGACGCAGAUCGCCGUCUACUACGAGAGCAAGUCCAUGUGGGACAAGGCUGCCAAGCAAUACGACGAAGCCAAAAACCCACUCAAGGCCCUCAAACUCUACAUCAAGGCUGGAGAAAUCUUCAUCGACAAGAUGCUCGACCUCAUCGAGCGAAACUCCACGCAGGAGCAUCUCAUCCAGGAGCUUUUGGAUUACCUGAUGGGCGAGACUGACGGGCAGCCGAAGGAUCCCAUCUUCACCUACAACCUCUACCGAAUCCUCAAGAACUUCAGGAAUGCUGCUAAGAUUGCAGUCACUAUUGCCUCCACCGAGCAGGAGAAUGGAGACAUCGUCAGCAAACUUGACCAGCCAGUCGAUACCGCCCUCCUCUGGAACAAAAUCUCUAAGAACAUCCUUCAGUUCCCCAAGCACGCAAGCAACAUCUUGACCAAGUGUGUCUAUGCUGCUAUGAGAGCUGAGCUGAAGGGCCUUGCCUAUUCCUGGGCAAUCGUUGCCUUCCGUCCCGAGUACAAAAACCAAGUAGAUAGUGUCCUAUAUAGGCAUGUGGUGGCUGACGAUCUCGCCCAGUGCAAGCACUGCAAGUUCUACUGCAACUACAGCUCAAUGAAGAAGGCUCUUUCGCAUCCCGAUAUCGACAAGUUUUGCCCAUGUGCGAGCGAUAAUGGCCUUCAUGUCUGUGUUUUCCUUCUUCUGCAGCCCUCGGGUGAUGAUCUCAAUGGCCUACUUGAUUCUCCUGUUCUUCUCGGUGAUGUUAUAGGUGAGUUCUCCUUCCAGGUAGACACCAUCGACUCUUUCCUAUUUCUGUUUGGUCUACUCGUGGUAGUUGUCUUCUUCAGGAAUGGGUUUUACUCUGAUUCUUUUGUGAUCCUGUCAUAG